Messenger RNA from Plasmodium adleri (nom. inval.), 726 nucleotides. RefSeq names its product Plasmodium exported protein (hyp2), unknown function. The transcript has 2 exons. Bases 1 to 726 code for a protein of 241 amino acids. The record is from RefSeq and is a predicted model, not a curated record. NCBI's taxonomy places the organism in Eukaryota, Apicomplexa, Aconoidasida, Haemosporida, Plasmodiidae.
AUGAUACAUGCUUAUGUUAAAAUAUUUUAUAUAGCAGUUUUAUUUGGAUUAAUCGUUUUGCAUCAAAAUGUGUUUGCACAAAAAGAACCAUAUGAAGAGAAAAAUGAAGAUAACAAAUUAAAAACAAGAACAUUAAGUUACUUAAGAGAAAAAAAAGAAGACGAACCAAAUAAAAUAGAACAAUCAAUUAAAAUAGAACAAUCAAAUAAAAUAGAACAAACAAAUAAAAUAGAACAACCAAAUAAAAUAGAACAAUCAAUUAAAAUAGAACAAUCAAAUAAAAUAGAACAACCAAAUAAAAUAGAACAACCAAAUAUAAUAGAACAACCAAAUAUAAUACAGGAUGAAAAUCAAACAAAUACACCAUUAAGGAAUCAACAGAUUCAAAUUAAUAAUACAAUUGAUGAAAUAAUACAAAAUUCCGAAGGAGAUGAAAAACUUCAAAGACUUAACAGUACAUCAUGGUUAAUAAAUAAUAUGGAAGCACCUGAAGAAGUUAAACAGAGACUUAGGGGGCUAGCACAAUCAUAUAUAUAUAACCCAGAUGAAUCGCAAAAAAGAAAAAUAAUUAAAGAAAUUUAUAACUAUAGUGUUAAAGAAGAAAAUGACGAUAUUAGAAAAAUGUUCUUAAAAAUACUUAAAUGUAGAAAUUUAAGUAACACAGAGCCUCAAGAGUAUCAUUUACCUUUAGAAGGAACAUCGCAUCUGUGUUGUCUUUUCGCAUAA